Messenger RNA from Prorocentrum cordatum, 249 nucleotides. Lineage: Eukaryota; Dinophyceae; Prorocentrales; Prorocentraceae. The record is from the annotation of a GenBank genome assembly.
GGCCCCGACGAGCUGGUCCGCGCCGUGAAGGCGAUGCAGGUUUUCAACGGCCUGGAUCCGGGAGCUCAUCGGCAUGAACUCAGCAUGGCCGUGGCCGUCCUGGUGAAGAUCUCGGCGUAUUCGAGGCCGAUCGAGCUCCUGUCACUGCGAGUCACAGACGCGCUGGUGCCGACCCUGGGCAGCCCGCGCUGCGCCAUCCACCUUCGCCGCGCGGAACGGGGCCAGCCCUGCAGAGUUGGUCUGUGCGAC